This is a messenger RNA of Effrenium voratum, 1493 nucleotides long. Lineage: Eukaryota; Dinophyceae; Suessiales; Symbiodiniaceae. The record is from the annotation of a GenBank genome assembly.
UGUUUUCGGCAUGCCUUGAGCAGCUGCGAGUUCGCCUGCCAAUGGCAUGGCGCGAAAAAGGAGAUGCUGGUCGCCCCCGUGGAUCCUGCUGGGCGCCUCUCUUUGCUCUGUGGUGCUGUGGCUCUUGCUGCACCGGGAGCUGCUGGGGGCGAGCGACUCCAUCUUUGAGGUGAAGGAACCUGCCCCUCCUCCACUCGAGCUGCGGGCUACGUCGCUGAGCGCAACCUCAGCUCCCAGGGGCUCUCCUUCACUCGCGCCAAAAUCACGUCCAACGACGCCGCCAAAAUCACGUCCGACGACGCCUUCGCCGGCAACCGCCGUCAGGGAGGUGUCAGCUCCCCACGUCAGCGGCGCCAGCGGCACAGCCACGGACUCCGCCGCUCCGAACUCGGCGAAGUCUGCGAAGUCGUUGACGGUGGCGCUGGCGGCAGAGCUGAAGCAGCUGGAGGGCGUGUUGGUGGUCAUCAACUCGGCCAUGUCCAACGCCGCAGACCCCUCCAGCCUGAAGUUCCGCAUCAUCAGCUCGGGGGAGGACGCGGAGCCGUUGGUGGCCAAGGUGAAGAGCAGGCUGCCAGCUUGGCCCAUGCUGGACAUUGGGGCGGUAGACUUCGAUCCCUGGAACCCGCGCGUGGGCAAGCUGCUGGGAGGAAAGAGCUCCUCCCGCAAGGAGCUCUUCGAUGCCCUGAACUUUGCAGCCUUUUACUUGCACGAGGCGCUUCCAGACUUGGCGAAUGGUCGUGUGCUGUAUCUGGACACUGACGUGGUGGUGGUGUCUGACCUUGCCCCUCUGGCGUCCCUGGAUCUGCAAGGCCACGCUGCCGGUGCGGCGGAGGAUUGCUCUCAGCGCGUGGGGAAAUACAUCGACGUGGACCGGCUCAAGGCGCUCCAAAGCGAGCUGCCGGCGCACCAGGUCUCGAAAAAGAGCUGCGUGGUGAACCGGGGGGUGGUGCUGGUGGACUGCGCCGCCUGGAAGAAGCACCAAGUCACCGAAAGCAUCGAGCAGCUGGUGAAGCUGCACCUCACCAAGGGCAAAGGCCCCUUGUGGCGUGCGGGCGUCUCUCAGCCGCCCUUUCUCAUCGCUCUGGCUGGGAAGUACCUGGACCUCGGCGCGGAAUACAACGUCCGUGGCCUUGGCAGGGGCGACAUCGCACCGGAGGAGGUCGACUUCUACAAGAAGCGCAAGAGGUGGGACCCAUACUACGACAAGUUCCUGCGCAAGUGCAAGUUCCACUGCUGCCCAGGCUGCAAGGGCUGGGCGCUGUCUCCCUACGUCUCCGCGCUGGCGCAGCAGGCAAAGAUCCUGCACUUCAAUGGCCGGCUGAAACCCAGCCACGCCGCCAAGCGUGGGACAGAGCCUGUGCUGCCGCCCACCUCGGAGGAGGAUCGCUCUGUGCGUGAGCAGCGGCCUUUGUGUAGCUGCGGGCAUCAGUGCCUCCAGGAAUGCGCAGGAAUCUGGUGGAAAUACUUGCCGCCUGAGUGACAAAAUACAGGAC